AAGCAAGCGUACUUAAAGGCAACGGUUGCGCUGGUUAGCUAUCUCUUUUUUCCCUACGGUUCGCUGCAAUGGCUCGUACGAAGCAGACCGCUCGCAAGUCCACCGGCGGCAAGGCCCCGCGCAAGCAGCUGGCCACCAAGGCCGCCCGCAAGAGCGCCCCGGCCACCGGCGGCGUGAAGAAGCCCCACCGCUACCGCCCCGGCACCGUGGCCCUGCGCGAGAUCCGGCGCUACCAGAAGUCGACCGAGCUGCUGAUCCGCAAGUUGCCGUUCCAGCGCCUGGUGCGCGAGAUCGCGCAGGACUUCAAGACCGACUUGCGCUUCCAGAGUUCGGCCGUCAUGGCUCUGCAGGAGGCGAGCGAGGCCUACCUUGUGGGUCUGUUUGAGGACACGAACCUGUGCGCCAUCCACGCCAAGCGUGUCACCAUCAUGCCCAAGGACAUCCAGCUGGCUCGCCGCAUCCGCGGAGAGAGGGCGUAAUUUUGUUUGGAAAACUCACAAACCCAAAGGCUCUUUUCAGAGCCACCUACAA
Molecule: messenger RNA, 531 nt
Organism: Mastomys coucha (southern multimammate mouse)
Lineage: Eukaryota; Metazoa; Chordata; Mammalia; Rodentia; Muridae
Product: histone H3
Exons: 2
Coding region: 69-479 (136 amino acids)
Cellular component (GO): nucleosome
Molecular function (GO): DNA binding; protein heterodimerization activity; structural constituent of chromatin
Source: RefSeq, a predicted model, not a curated record